Messenger RNA from Sungouiella intermedia, 672 nucleotides. NCBI's taxonomy places the organism in Eukaryota, Fungi, Ascomycota, Pichiomycetes, Serinales, Metschnikowiaceae. The record is from the annotation of a GenBank genome assembly.
AUGGGUGCCUUUGCCAAGUUUAAGUGUUUCUUCGUGAGCUUUGUGCUCUUCUAUACAGUGUACCUCUACACCUACAGAUGUCCAAAGACGCACGAAUCGUCGUUGGAUCAUGCUGUCCAGGUUUUGACUCAUCCAUUUUCUCACCAGCAUGAUCAAUUGUGUCAGAAACUCGACACUGUUGACCAUUAUGUGGCUCCUUAUCGUGCUAAGGCUCACGCCUUCUUGGACUCUCACGUUCACUCCCACCAUUUGUUCAAGGAGUACAAGGUUGAGUCCAAGUUGCAACUUGCCAAGGCCAAGUACUACGAAUUGGUCCACCCAUGGACCUUGCAAUUCGCUGCACUUAUUGAGCUUGCUGAGUACCACGCUGCUGUUUACUUCCACAGUUUCUAUGUGUGGGCCAAGGCUCACUUUCACAAGACUGUGGUGCCUAAGGCUGGUGAAUUGAAGAAGAACGUUGCUGCUCAGGCUGAGACUGUUGCUGAACAAGUUGCAUCUCAGGCUUCAACCCUCAAGGACCAAGUUGUGUCUCAAGCUGCUACCCUCAAGGAUCAGGCUGCAUCUCAGGCUGCUACCAUUAAGGACCAGGUUGUGUCGCAGGCUGGCAAUGUCAAGGAGCAGGUGAUUGCUCAGGCUGAGAAUAUCAAGGAGAAGGUCCAAUCCAAUAUUUGA